CGUGGUUGAAGAUGAUCAAGCUGUAGUAUAAAAUCAAUUUGAAAUUCUUGGAUUACUUAAUAUAAGAGAUCAUAAAUGACUACUGAAUUAUUUAUUAACUUACUUGAUGAUACCAAACACUCGACUGACUAAGGAUCUGGAAUCAUUCGCUAGUUUUGAUUGGACAAAUUCAAAUACAAACAGUUGGAAAAUGUUUAACUUUUUAAAUUCAAAACUAUCUCCCAAGAUCUCCUGCAGAUCACCCUCAAUGGAUAAUUAUGAAAUAGACAACAUAAUAAGCGACAAUUACGCAGACAGAAUGCGCGGAUUUAUAGCUUAUUCGGCUAUUAAACCUCCAGUGGAAAUAGAAAUUGAAUUUAUUUGUCCUAUAAAUAUUCACUAUAUCACAUUAAAUACAACUGUAGGAUCCCAAAAAUGUACAGGUAUUGAAAUUUUUGCAAAAAAUUCCUCUGUUACUUACACCUCCAUUUGCAAGUCUGUUUAUGAUAAUCCUGGGGUAGUUUUUUGUAAUAGCAAGAUGUAUUCUAAAAACAACUUACCCCCUAAUUUCAAUUCCGAUUUUCACUUAGCUUUCUUUAAAUGUAACACUUUUAGCUAUUUUCUUAAUGCUAGUACUAUAAAAAUUAUAAUUUUUCGUACAGAAAAAUCAGUACCUUGUUUAAGUUCGGUAGAGGUGUGGGGUAAAACUUCAAGGACUUGUUCUGCUGUAACAAGAGAUACAAUUAGUCGUAUCAUGCAAAAAUCCAAUCAAGAUGCAACUAGCAAUAUUACAAAUGCUGAAUGUAUUGACUUCAAAAUUCCAGAAGACUUUAAAGAUGAUUUGACAUAUGAAAUAAUGUCAAUUCCAAUGACACUACCUAGCGGUAAAACUAUAGAUCAAACUACCCUAGAAAAGCAUAUAAACAGUGAAAUUUCAUUCGGUAGGAAACCUUGUGACCCAUUUACAGGUGUAAAAUUUUCAAAUACCCUCAAACCUGUGUUAAAUGUUGCUCUUAAGAGUCGAAUCGACAUGUUUCUUCUACAAAACUCCCACAGAGAAGAAUUGGCUAAUGUAAAACGUACUUUAGGUGGAAGUGGACAGAUUAUGAAUUCUUUAAAUGGCUGCAAUAAAAGGAAAAGGGAGACUGUUGACGUUGACGAAUUAGAUGAACUAAUUUCAAAAACAAAACAAAGCCCCAGUUUUCUUAAUUUUUCAAGUGAAAAUAGUGACAAAAAUUUGUGUUCAAGGUGUAAAGUGGAAACUGAAACAAUGUAUGAAAUUCCAUGCAAACAUUUUUAUUGUCGAACUUGUGUCCUAAUAAUUUAUAAAGACUUAAAAUGUUUAAUUUGUGGUAAGUCUUUUAAGAAAAACGAUGUCAGAAAAUGUCAUUUGUAACGCUGUAAAGGCAUUUAUUGUAAUUGAUUUUCUAUUUUUCUCUUGUUUGAA
Molecule: messenger RNA, 1426 nt
Organism: Anoplophora glabripennis (Asian longhorned beetle)
Lineage: Eukaryota; Metazoa; Arthropoda; Insecta; Coleoptera; Cerambycidae
Product: RING finger protein 37
Exons: 2
Coding region: 107-1375 (422 amino acids)
Biological process (GO): protein polyubiquitination
Cellular component (GO): nucleus
Molecular function (GO): ubiquitin-ubiquitin ligase activity; ubiquitin protein ligase binding
Source: RefSeq, a predicted model, not a curated record